CCCAAUUUGUGAACACUACACUUAAUGAUGAAGUACCUUUUACUAUUCUGUCUUGCGCCUUACCUUUCAAGAUCUCAAGAGGUGCCAACAGAUGCCAACGCAAUCUGGGACUCUGUCGCCGACGGGCAUUACCAAGAAUGCGCAGAUGAGUUUGGGAUUGACAGAGCCAUUGGGAGAGACUUUUUGCGCAACCUUUACUUACCGGACACAAGAGCUUUUCAUUGCUUCCUAAGGUGUUUGUAUAAAAGUACAGACUUUUUAAAUGCUGACGGAGAUUUUGAUAUCGAAGUGGUGGUAUACAAGGCUCACUUUCUGCCUUACGACUUAACGGAGCAGUGUAUCACUGAAAGUCACAUGCAACCAGAUCUCUGCGAUAGGGCAUAUACGGCCGCUGCUUGCGCUGUAUCAGGAUUAUCGGGGAUGGAUCGUGAGGCACUUAAAGUUCCAAGAAAUUAGAUUUUCUUAGUUUUUUUAUAAAUCUGUAAGUUUGGGGUCCAAACUGUAAUAGCUAUAUUAAUUGGUAACGUAUCUGGCUAUGUAUUGUAGGAACUCUCUGUGUAUAUAGAGUGAAAUAAAGGAUAAUAUAUAACAA
Messenger RNA from Photinus pyralis (common eastern firefly), 592 nucleotides. RefSeq lists its product as uncharacterized. NCBI's taxonomy places the organism in Eukaryota, Metazoa, Arthropoda, Insecta, Coleoptera, Lampyridae. The record is from RefSeq and is a predicted model, not a curated record. The coding region runs from base 25 to 456 and encodes 143 amino acids. Gene Ontology annotation, molecular function: odorant binding. The transcript is spliced from 2 exons.